AUGCAGUAUCAGCCGUCAUUCAUGACUACAGCCGGUCUCAUGAUUGCCAAUGCGUUGCAAGUGGUUCUGAUGAUCCGCGACAUUGACGUUAUUCGUAAACGAAUUGCUGAUACGGGGUCGGAGAUUGUCCAGUUGAGGAAGAACGACAAAUUCGCGUCGAAGCUUCCUGGUGAUCGGUUCGCCACAACUAGCAUGCUACCUCGAGCCACAGAUAUCUUUCAGAGAUACACAUUUGACACAUUGAAGUACGAUUCUACGAGUGCUAAGAAGUAUGGAGAUCCGCGAGCGAGUGAUCUGACCAUACCACGCCAGCAAAACUCAGUAUUGGUGGCACCACUUGACAGUGGACCUCUUGAUAAUCCAUUCGACCCUAGUACUAAAACCAUGGGAGACACACUCUCAGAACUUGAGCAGCUCGAACGCAAGUACGCCAGUCUCGUUCGUACACUCAUGUAUGCAUCCGAGUUCGCCAUCCUCACUGCCUACGCGGAAGUCAUCACACCCAUCGUAUACUCGCUGUAUUUGUUCACCGUCUUCCACAUGCCCAACCGUGACUACUACAGCCAAAUCGCUAGCAUGGACUCGAAUCACUUGGCCAAAACUGUGGUGAAUGUGUUACUAUAUAGCCUUGUGGAGCUCACAUCCUUCGCGGCGCUCACCCAGACGCUCAAGAGGCGACUCAACUUUUCCACGAUGCAUCAGCUCGUAUUUGUGCUCGAUCGACAGAUGAUUCACGUGCAGACAGCAAUAAUAUUAUGGGUGUUUUACACGACCCAGAUCUCCCUUGAGCACUGUGGCACGGAUUACUCUUUCAAGUUCGCGUGGCUGCAGAGCAACGCGACUAGUACAUGA
Phytophthora nicotianae INRA-310 is the source of this 852-nucleotide messenger RNA. RefSeq lists its product as hypothetical. The record is from RefSeq and is a predicted model, not a curated record. NCBI's taxonomy places the organism in Eukaryota, Oomycota, Peronosporomycetes, Peronosporales, Peronosporaceae. The coding region runs from base 1 to 852 and encodes 283 amino acids. The transcript is spliced from 3 exons.